CGUUGCGGCGAGGUUCUGCAGUGUUUCCACAACUGAGCCCCCACCCAUGUCCGGAGCAGACAAGCCAAAAUUCCUUCCCCAACUCAACUAAUCUCAGUCGACAGUUUAUCUGUGAUGUGCUCGCGGCCCGUUUUCAACAGAAACCCGACUCCAUUCGGCUAGAUCGGCGUCCCUCCUUCGAAAGCGAUGGAGGACGAAGUGGCCUCGUUCAAAAAGGAGCUGAACGCCCUGAAAGAGAUCGCCCUCGACCAAAAGCUCCACUUCGAACGAUGCUGCCACGAAUCCGACAAGCGGAUGGUCGAAGCGUUCCUCGUCAUCCUGGAGAAUCUCGAGCCGAUGGAAAUGCUCUUCGAAUACCUGGCGAGCAAGGCGGCCCUCUACGACUGGGACGAGGACGUGCCCGGCAACGGGUACAGGACGAUGCUCAAACUGGCCAUCCUCGUCGUGAAAGGGGCCAAAAACCUCUCCCAUGAAAUACAGGCAGUGAGGACGUCCAUGUUCUUCAGAAGAGAAUCGUACUUGAGCAAGAUCACAUCGUACUCCCAGGGCUUGAAAACAAUACGGGUUUUGCUCAAGUUGUGCGAAAACCUCAUCUCUUGGUCCGCCCAUGAUAGUCUUUUCUCACACGAAAGUAGUGCUAUGGAGCUUAUUAAAACAACUGAUGACCCAGUGAACCAAUACCCAUUCUACAGUCAUCUUCUCGGCUUCCAAUUCUGUGAUUCCAUUUGUACAAUAUUCAAAGCCCUGAGCAUCUUAAUGGCGUCAUUCAGUGAAAUGUAUUAUGGAAAUGGGAUUACCGAUAUUUUCAAAACUGGGAAAUAUCUCUUAGACCCUGAUGUUAGGUCUAAACGUAUUGUUAACAUCUCGCAAUAUGCCUCAGCCUUGUUUUGUAAACACUUCUGGUACCUCGGGGAAAUGGAAAUGUAUCAAUUCUUUGCAGAAUUGAUGGUCAGAUUUCCAAGCCUGAUCGCGACCAAUUUGGCAAUAAACGAGGAAAUAGUUCUAGAGCCGAACCCACUUCAAAUACAAAAUUUGAACGGUGAUAUAAUAGAUGUUCCAGUCCCGACGUCGCACAUCGGAUGCAAAAAUUUACAUUUAAGGUUACUCUCAGCGUCGAAAAGAUUCGGACCUGUUAGUCACGUCGGUUCUUCCUGGUACUCUGGGAGCAAGUUUCCUUCUCGAGAUUUAAUUUUCCACUGUCAUGGAGGCGGUUUUAUAUCCCAGAGUCCGAGAAGCCAUGAAACCUAUUUACGUCAAUGGGCUUUAGAAAUUGAUUGCCCGAUCGUCUCCCUUGAUUAUUCUUUGGCUCCCGAGUCGCCUUUUCCAAGAGCGGUUCAAGAAGCGUUUUUCGCUUAUUGCUGGAUGCUGCAAAAUUUGUCACUUCUCGGAUCAACCGGAGAAAGGAUUGUACUCGCAGGCGAUUCCGCCGGAGCGAACAUCAAUUUCAGCCUGCUUCAACAGUGCAGGGAAUACGGCAUAAGACCACCCGACGGUGCUUUCUUCGCCUAUGUACCAGUAUUAAUCGAGUUUAUUCCAUCCCCUUCACGCCUUCUCAGCUUGAUCGACCCACUUCUUCCAAUUGGAUUUUUAAUCGGUUGUAUAAAGGCAUAUGCCUGCUCGCCGGAAGUUUUUCAGAAGUCUUUGGAAAAUGAAUACAAACUUCGCCCAAACAAAGAAAACACAAUAUAUAAAACAAAUGAAGAAUGUCCUAUGAACUGCAAUGGAAACGAAGAUGUGCCAAUAAUCUUGACCAAUGAAAAGGAAAAAGAUUCUGGGAUAUGGUCUCGUCUUUGUGCUACGGUUUCAUCUACGUUCAGCGUGUUUUCUACACAAAAUGAUGAUAAAUCUUUAGAAGAGUUGCUCGCUGAGUUGAAGAAAGAAGAAUUUAUGCCUUGCUUUGAAGAUCAGAUGAAGUUUGACGUACCACAGGACCCACUGUUGUCCCCACUUUUAGCGAAUGAAGACGUUUUGAAAGAUUUCCCUCCGAUUGCUUUAUUGACCACAGACAUGGAUCCAUUUCUCGACGAUUGUGUUGAAUUUGCGAAGAAACUUAAAAAGUGCGGUAACAAAGUCCAGCUGGAUAUACUUCCAGGACUGUCACACGGUUUCCUCAACUUUGCUAUGGUGAGCAAAGAAGCGAGUGAAGGUUCAAAAAGGUGUGCAUCAAUAAUUAAAGAUCUUUUACAAGCUGAAUUGUGCAGUGGAGAAGAGUGCACGGAUUAAUAACACGUAUUACCAUCUGUGAUGUUCCCAGAUCUGGCAGUAAUCAGUUGUUUAUAUUCAAAAUGCCCUAGUCACAUUAAAGUUGUAAUUUAAUU
Molecule: messenger RNA, 2318 nt
Organism: Cimex lectularius (bed bug)
Lineage: Eukaryota; Metazoa; Arthropoda; Insecta; Hemiptera; Cimicidae
Gene: Hsl
Product: hormone-sensitive lipase
Exons: 12
Coding region: 187-2223 (678 amino acids)
Biological process (GO): cholesterol metabolic process; triglyceride catabolic process
Cellular component (GO): cytosol
Molecular function (GO): triacylglycerol lipase activity; sterol ester esterase activity
Source: RefSeq, a predicted model, not a curated record